This is a messenger RNA of Jaculus jaculus (lesser Egyptian jerboa), 3159 nucleotides long. RefSeq names its product 2'-5'-oligoadenylate synthetase 2 (gene Oas2). The record is from RefSeq and is a predicted model, not a curated record. Gene Ontology annotation, biological process: regulation of ribonuclease activity; defense response to virus; negative regulation of viral genome replication. The transcript has 11 exons. Gene Ontology annotation, molecular function: 2'-5'-oligoadenylate synthetase activity; double-stranded RNA binding. NCBI's taxonomy places the organism in Eukaryota, Metazoa, Chordata, Mammalia, Rodentia, Dipodidae. Gene Ontology annotation, cellular component: cytosol; membrane; nucleoplasm. Bases 1 to 2040 code for a protein of 679 amino acids.
AUGGGAAACUGGGAGUCGCACGUGUCCUCGGUGCCGGCUGCGCAGCUGGGGGAGCUGAUCGAGGGCAGCCUCAGGCCGCCCGCGGAGGGCGAGAGGCACAUCCGCCAGGUGGUGCAGACCAUCUGCGACGCGCUGCUGAGCGCCGAGCACUUCCCCCGGGUCCACGGGGUGGCCAAGGGUGGCUCCUAUGGACGGGGAACAUUCCUGAAAGGUGACACCAGAGGUACCCUUGUCCUCUUCCUCAAUCACUUGGAACAAUUCCAAGAUCAGAAGAAAAACCAACAACAAGUCCUCAACAUAAUCGAGCAGCGGCUCACAAGCCACCCUCUGCAUUUCCAGUGGGAAGUCACGAAACUCCAGGGCUACCUCAUGGUCCAUGUGUCCACACGAUGGCAAAGCGUGCACUUACAAGUGUUGCCUGCCUUCAAUCCUUUGGGUGUAGGUGAACCCAGCCGCUGGGUCUACCGAGCUCUCAAAAGAACCAUAGAUCAAACAGGCGCCUCACCUGGUGAGUUCUCAGUGUGCUUCACAGGGCUCCAGGAGAAGUUUUUCAGCAAGUACCCCAGAAAAUUGAAGGACUUGAUCCUGCUGGUCAAGUACUGGUAUCAACAGUGCCAGAAAAAAUGGGAGAGUUCCUCCUAUCUAGAUCCAUAUGCUCUGGAGCUGGUCACAGUGUAUGCCUGGGAACAGGGCUGCCAAGUGGAAGACUUUGGGCUCGCUGAAGGCGUCAGGACUGUACUGCGGCUCAUCACACAACAGGAGCAGCUGUGUGUCUACUGGACAGUCAACUACAACUUUGAGGAUGAGAUGGUCAGGAACAUCCUUCUACAUCAGCUACGGUCGCAAAGGCCAGUAAUCUUGGAUCCAACUGACCCAACCCACAAUGUGGUCCAAAACCACCAUGUCUGGAAGAAACUGAAAGAAGAGGCUCAAUUAUGGCUGGCUUCCCCCAGCCUGAACAAUGUGUCACCCGCGCCUCAUUGGAAUGUUCUGCCUGCGCCGCUCUUCAUCACCCCGGGUCACCUUCUCGACAAGUUCAUCAAGGAUUUCCUCCAGCCCACCAAGGUUUUCCGAGAGCAGAUCUGCAGGGCUGUUGACAUGAUCUGUACAUUCCUUAAAGAAAAUUGCUUUCGAGGUUCAACUAUCAAAGUCCAGAAUAUCGUCAAGGGAGGAUCGACUGCCAAAGGCACGGCUCUGAAGCACGGCUCUGAUGCCGACAUCGUCGUGUUCCUCAGCUCCCUGAAGAGCUACACCUCCCAGAAAGCCGAGCGCAGCGACAUCAUCAGGGAGAUUCGUCAGCAGCUGGAAACUUGCCAGCAAACCCAAAACUUCGAGGUGACGUUUGAGGUUUCCAAGUGGAAGGCCCCUAGGGUGCUGAGCUUCACCCUGAAAUCCAAAAGUUUCAACGAAAGCGUCGACUUUGAUGUACUGCCAGCCUUCAACGCAUUAGGCCAAGAGCAGUCCAAGCCCAGCCCCAGGGUCUAUGCAGAGCUCAUUGAGCUGUACAAAUCCCCGGAUGUGCUGGGAGGAGAAUUUUCCACCUGUUUUACGAAGCUACAGAGCAACUUCAUUGAAAGCCGGCCCAUCAAGCUGAAGGAUUUGAUUCGUUUGGUGAAGCACUGGUUCAAACAGUGUGAAAGGAAAAUGAAGCCCAAGGGGUCUUUGCCCCCAAAGUACGCCUUGGAGCUGCUCACGGUGUAUGCGUGGGAGCAGGGCAGCGGCCUGGACGAUUUCGACACAGCUGAAGGCUUCCGGACCGUCCUGGAGCUGGUCACCCAGUACCAGCAGCUCUGCAUCUUCUGGACCAUCAAUUACAGCUUUGAGGAUGAGGGCAUGAGGAAGUUCCUACUGAACCAGAUCCAGAGAACCAGGCCUGUGAUCUUGGACCCAGCCGAACCUACUGGCGAUGUGGGUGGAGGAGACCGCUGGUGUUGGCAUCUUCUAGCCAAAGAAGCUAAGGAGUGGCUGGCCUCUCCCUGUUUCACAAAUGGGGCCGGGUACCCUGUAAUGCCGUGGAAAGUGCCAGUAAGGGUGAUCUAAAGGAUAUGGGCAGCCCUGUAACAGACGGUACAAACUGCAGGAAGCUGUGGUGCUCAGCUCCACCUUACUGUCAGCAAGAUGUUCUCUUUCUGAAGCCAUUUGGUCCUGCCAUGGUGAUCUGGAGGAAACUUCUAGAGUAUAAAAUAGAAGCUGGAUCCUUCCCUCCCUAGCUGAGUCCCCCUCCCUCCUCCCCUCCCUCCCUGCCUCUGGAACUCUCAAGACACAAUUCAAGACUGCAGAACCUUCUGGGGUCUUGCUUUGUGGUUGAACCCUCUCUCUGUGGCUGACCUUAAAGGCAUUUGCCCUCCACCAGCUCCCUGUGCUCCUUAUUUCUGUCCACUUCUCCGUAUUUCUCCAGCCAGGCCUCCCCUGUGCUUCUAGCCUCUGCAAGGACUCUGUCUGGGUCUCCAAGGCUGAGUUCUUCACACCCGUCAUGCCCAGCUAGCUCUCAGAGCCUUCCUUCCCUUCCCGGCCACGCUUUUCUCUUCCAUGCCCAAGUGUGUCCUGGCCAGUCCGCCCUGUCCCUCCACCUCAGACUCACCGAAGGCUUCACGAGAGAUCUUUAGUACCUGCUGCCUCUGCCUUCCCCAGGAGGGUUUUCUUGCCAAACUGGGCUUUAUACUUAACGGCCUAAGUGCCAUGUACUCUCACCUGAGGUUCUGUUUCUGCUGCCGUGCCAGCUGUGAUACACCAAAGAAAACUUCUGGCCUUUGUGCCCAGUUCCUGGCACAGGGCUUCCAGAUCCCAUGGGGUAACUGACCAAAGCUUUCACUUUGUCCUUUUUGCUCCCAAGGACAUUCUCCCAGACAUCCUGAGUUUAAGCUAACAGGGUGACUCAUGGUGACCCCUUGGAGUGUUUCAAGGGAGGCACUGCCCAAGCCAGAAAGUUUAGGCACAAGGUCAGAGGGUCAGAACAUCAUCCCACCUAUGGCCAAGGUCAUGCAUCUGACCUCCAACAUGGGCAGAUGCUCCUGAGCCUGGGCCCUCUCCCAGACUUGCCACGCUAAUACACACACACACACACACACACACACACACACACACACAAUAGCUGUGUGUUUACAGGAUUUACAAGCAGCCAUUUUUAGCCACUGAGCUAUCUCUCUAACCUGUUAUGUG